UGAAAGAAAUAAUCGAACGAAGAAGAGAAUAUACCCAAAUUAUUUUAAAUCACGAGGGAUUUAGGGUUCUUCGCGGGGUAUGGCCGUGUCCGUGGCAGCGGAAUGGAGCGCCAUCGCCAACAGGUACUACCGGAAGCAGGAGAUCUAUCGCAUGGCGUGGCACAAUGUGGAGCUGAGCGGCCACAAGGUAGCGUGCGCGCGAUUCGGGGGGAUGAUCGCCAUUAUCAGGGACGACACCAAGAUCGUCCGGCUCCGAUCCGAGCCAGCUCGCCCCAAGCUUCUGAUAUUUCGAUCCUCCGGCCUGCUGGUCGCAUCGAUAACCUGGGACCGGCCCGGCGGCCGAUUGAUCGCCAUGGGAUGGUCCGACGAAGAAAUCCUCCACUGUGUGAUGCAAGACGGGAGUGUGUUUCGAUAUGACGUCCACGGGAAGCUGCUACCCGAUAAGGUCUGGUUUGGACAGGAAUGCUGGGAUCAAGGGAUCAUGGAAUGCAUCAUCUGGGGAAAUGGGAUCGUCUGCCUCACCGAGGCCAACGCGGUGUUUUGCAUCCCGGAUCUCGGCUCCCCGCAGUUCGUGAAGCUCGCGCAGCUCACUCUGGAAGAUCCUCCUCACUGUAUGGCGAUCAUAGAGCCCCAGCACACGGUGUCGGGGAGUGUGGAGGUUUUGCUCGCGGUGGAGUCGACUGUGAUGGUGGUGGAUGGCGGAUCCAUCCAGGAUCAAGGGACGACGAUAGGACCGCUCGGGAAGAUGGUAGCUUCUCCUAACGGGAGCUACGUCGCGUGCUUCACUCACGAUGGACGGCUUCUGGUCGUCACCAGUGACUUUUCAAAGACCAUCUCGGAAUUCGACACUCAGUCUGCUCUACCGCCCGAGCAGCUCAUAUGGUGUGGAAUGGACAGCGUUUUGCUCUACUCCGACGACAGUGUGCUCAUGGUUGGUCCUUACGGCGAUUGGACCAAGUACACUUACGACGAGCCUGUAGUGCUUAUUCCCGAAUGUGAUGGCGUCCGAAUCCUGUCCAACACGUUCAUGGAGUUUCUCCAGCGGGUGCCGGACACGACGGUGUCUAUUUUUUCGAUUGGGAGCACGUCUCCGGGGGCAAUGCUCUACGAUGCUUACGACCACUUCGCGAAACGCAAUGCCAAGGCCGAUGAAAGUAUCCGAAUGGUUGGUUCUUCUAUUCCUGACGCUGUUGAAGCGUGUAUAGAUGCUGCUGGACAAGAGUUUAGGAUGGAGUUGCAAGACACGCUAAUGCGUGCAGCAGUUUAUGGUAGAACUUUCUGCAGACGCUUCUCGAAGACCCGCAUACGUGAAACGUGUAAGACAUUACGAAUACUGAAUGGCGUAAGGGAUCCAAAUGUUGGCAUUCCCCUGACGCUGCAGCAGUUGAAGGUUUUAACUUUGCCAGUCCUUAUCGAGCGACUUGUGAAUGAACACAAGCACUUACUUGCCAUCAGGAUGUCGGAGUACAUGGGUCUUAGUCCAGAAACAGUUGUAGUUCAUUGGGCAGGCGCGAUGAUUACCGCGGCCACCUCAGUACCAGACCCAGAACUAUGCAACCUUCUACUGGAGAAGCUGAAAAUGUAUUCUGUGUCAUACGCUGCAAUUGCUGCUCAUGCUUACAGAAAUGGCCGGCGAACUCUGGCUGCACUUCUUCUGGAACACGAACCACGGUCUUCCGAACAGGUUCCCCUUUUGACUAGCAUGGGAGAAGAGGAAAAAGCUUUGGGGAAAGCCAUCAAGAGUGGAGAUACAGACCUUGUUUACUUCACGUUAUUUCAUCUAUGGCAAAAGAAAUCACCGUCAGAGUUUACACGUGCUGUUCAAGACAAGCCUCUUGCUCGCAACCUUUUUAUCGCCUAUGCGAGACAAAAUGAACCCGAUGUUUUGAAGAAGUUCUUCGCAUCAAUUGGACAACUUCAUAGGGUUGGCGAGCUUCUGUUAUGGGAAGCGUGGGCGCAAUCCAAAAAUCCUGUCACUCGACAAGGAUCUCCUCUUCAAGGGCCUCGAAUUCGUCUUAUAGAAGAAGCUCAACGCCUGUUUUCUCACAGCAAGGAGCACGACUUUGAGGCGAAAGCUUGUGACGAGCAAGCACGGCUACUGAAGAUCCAGCAGGAACUAGAAGCAAAAACUGGCAAAGCGAUUUUCGUGGACACCAGUGUCAGUGAUACGAUUCGGACAUGCAUUGUUUUGAAAAAUCACCGAGAGGCGCAAAGGAUUCGUGUCGAAUUCAAGGUCCCAGACAAGCGAUUCUAUUGGCUCAAGGUUCUGGCGCUUGCAUACAUCAAGGACUGGGACGCGCUCGAAAAGUUUUCGAAAGAGAGAAGGCCGCCAGUUGGAUUUAAGCCCUUCGUCGAAGCUUGCCUACAAGAAGGCCAGACCUCCGAGGCACUGAAGUACAUCCAGAAGCUCUCAGAUCCCGAAGAGAAGGCCGAGGCGUAUGCUCAAGCUGGAAUGGCCAAAGAAGCAGCGGAAGUGGCGGCGCAAGCCAAAGACAGCGAGAUACUUGGCCGUCUCAAACUUACAUUCGGCCAAAGCACCACCGCCGCCGCCCUGUUUGAUUCGAUUCGCGAUAGAUUGUCUCUCCAAGGAGGCUAAAUCCGAGCAAGGAAUAUACCCCGUUUUAAAA
Messenger RNA from Selaginella moellendorffii, 2627 nucleotides. RefSeq names its product protein VACUOLELESS1. Lineage: Eukaryota; Viridiplantae; Streptophyta; Lycopodiopsida; Selaginellales; Selaginellaceae. Gene Ontology annotation, biological process: endosomal transport; intracellular protein transport; vacuole fusion, non-autophagic. Gene Ontology annotation, cellular component: cytoplasm; HOPS complex; lysosomal membrane. Gene Ontology annotation, molecular function: actin binding. The record is from RefSeq and is a predicted model, not a curated record. The transcript has 15 exons. Bases 80 to 2596 code for a protein of 838 amino acids.